UUAAGACUCCAGGCUUAGGCUUGGAGACCCCAGCCACCAUCAUUGAGCCCAGCAGCUGGAGCGGCAGUGAAAGCCCUGCCGAAGACAUUGAAAGAAUGAGUGAUUCUGCAGAUAAACCUAUUGACAAUGAUGCAGAAGGUGUCUGGAGCCCUGACAUUGAACAGAGCUUUCAGGAGGCUCUAGCUAUCUAUCCACCUUGUGGGAGGAGGAAAAUCAUCUUAUCAGAUGAAGGCAAAAUGUAUGGUAGGAAUGAAUUGAUAGCCAGAUACAUCAAACUUAGAACAGGGAAGACACGGACCAGGAAACAGGUGUCUAGUCACAUACAGGUCUUAGCAAGAAAGAAAGUUCGAGAAAUUCAAGCCGCCAUUAAGGUGUCUAGUCACAUUCAGGUUCUUGCCAGAAGGAAAUCUCGUGAUUUUCAUUCCAAGCUGAAGGAUCAGACUGCAAAGGACAAGGCACUUCAGCACAUGGCAGCAAUGUCAUCCGCUCAGAUCGUAUCAGCUACUGCUAUACACAACAAGUUGGGCCUGCCAGGAAUUCCCCGUCCUACAUUUCCUGGUGCACCUGGGUUUUGGCCAGGAAUGAUACAAACAGGGCAGCCGGGAUCCUCACAAGAUGUAAAGCCAUUCGUUCAGCAGGCCUAUCCUAUUCAGCCAACAGUCACAACUCCCAUUUCAGGGUUUGAGCCUGCAUCAGCUCCAGCACCCUCAGUUCCCGCUUGGCAGGGUCGAUCCAUUGGUACAACCAAACUCAGACUGGUGGAAUUCUCAGCUUUUCUUGAACAACAGAGAGACCCAGAAUCAUACAACAAACACCUCUUUGUACACAUUGGACAUGCUAACCAUUCUUACAGUGACCCGUUGCUUGAAUCGGUGGACAUUCGUCAGAUUUAUGACAAAUUUCCUGAAAAGAAAGGUGGUUUAAAGGAACUAUUUGGGAAGGGCCCCCAGAAUGCCUUCUUCCUAGUAAAAUUCUGGGCUGACUUAAACUGCAACAUUCAAGAUGAUACAGGAGCAUUUUAUGGAGUAACUAGUCAAUAUGAGAGCUCAGAAAAUAUGACAAUCACCUGUUCCACCAAAGUCUGCUCAUUUGGAAAGCAAGUAGUAGAAAAAGUAGAGACGGAAUAUGCAAGGUUUGAGAAUGGCCGGUUUGUGUACAGAAUAAACCGCUCUCCAAUGUGUGAAUAUAUGAUCAACUUCAUACACAAGCUCAAGCAUUUACCAGAGAAAUAUAUGAUGAACAGUGUAUUGGAAAAUUUUACAAUUUUGUUGGUUGUAACAAACAGGGAUACACAAGAAACCCUACUCUGUAUGGCUUGUGUAUUUGAAGUUUCGAACAGUGAACAUGGAGCACAACAUCACAUCUACAGGCUUGUAAAGGACUGAGCAGUUAUUUAUAUAUACACUUCAUUAUACUUUAUCAAAAACACAGACUGUAAACCUCAACACUAAGUGGCAGUGCCUCUGGUCCAGCUUUCACCCACAUUUUUCUAAAUCCUGUUUUAGUGAAGUCAUUUUUAAUGUGUUCAUAUAUAAUUGUAGCUGUGAAAUUCUGGUACAGUUGUAAAAAAUUCUGUCUAAAACUAAGUGUUCUUCAAAUUUGUAAACGACAGUUCUUUGGGAAGACUGUAUUUAAGAACCUAAUGCCUUUGUCUGUGGAGGCUUAUUUUUAAUUGUGAUAGAAAAAUGUAAGACAGAGCAUUUGCCAUGGGGAAAACUUACAGCAUUUAUAAGAAUUUAUUUAGGGUUUUGUUUUGUUUUUUUCCAAAAUAAAAUACUUAUUUUACGAUGCACGUGAAAUUGAAAAGAAUCUUUAACUAUAACUGUAAAUUAGUACACAAAGUUAAUAAUCUUUAUAGAAUUAUCUUUGUAACUAAUUAGAGUGGAAGAUAUGGACGAAUGUAAUUCACUAAAUUAUUUUUUAAAAUGAAACAUUUUUUCUGUUUGAAACCAAAUGAUAAAUAUAGCCUUAAGAAAUGCCUGAUAGAAACAAGCAGGUCCUAAAAUUAGGCAAAUUUUGUAUUUUUUUUCUCAAUGUUAAAACUAAUCUUCUGAUUCAUUAAACUUUCCAACAGGUAUUGCAGAGAAAGAGAACAUCAACCCUUAUACUUAACGUAUCUAGUGUAUUUUUAAAAAUAUAAAGUUGUGUUGUACUAAUAUGGAAAUUUGAUUAUUUAAUGAAAAAAUGAUGGCUCAUUUUGCAAUAAGUAGGUAAAUACUGAAAAUUUAGACUUACAUUGUAUGUAGUCUUGUGUGUGCAGUUAUAUUUUAUACAGGCGACUAUAUUUUCUGUUGAGUGAAAAAUUUGCAAUACCGAAAUUAACAAACAUAGGGGGAAACAAUUGACAUUAUUACUGCAUUGCGAAUAAUCUGUAAACUGCAAACUAGAAAAAGUAAUGUGGUUGAGAGAAGAAUACAUAGGCCAGUAAAAGCCUCAUCAGCUUUAAUGUCGUAGGGAUGCUAGAAAAUCACAACUAUCAUCAGGUAAAAGAGAUUCGAAGGGUUAUGUUCGUUCUUUUGUCAUUCUUCAUGAUGUUCUGGCACAUAUAUUAUCCCAGUUCUGUUUCCAGUCUCAAACAAGACAUGGUGCAUUUAGUACUAGUAGGCAGGGCAUGUAGGACACCCGUCAAUACCACUUAGGGUCUGAUUGCCUUUCACAUCCAGCAUAUACAGAUGUGCAGUGUUCAUCCCUCUGAUUAAUAAACUGAAAAGUAGGUAGUUCAGAGAAGAUUCUAUCACAGAGUGAAUUGAAGAGAUUUUAAUACUAAUAAGAAUUAAAAGUGUGGUGGGUGUGAAUAGUUUUCUGGGAUACACAUGUGUCCCAUGUUCUCUGAUUCUUAUUGGCACAGGCUGUCCUUAGUACUACUCAGCUUCUGCCCCUCUGCCAUCCAUUCAAUCACUGCCUUUUCACUGCCCCAUGCAACAUUAAUAUUAAAAGUUUUGGGAGGAGAAAUGGGUUAUAAUGGGAAAUAACUAGGCUAAAACAUUGCAAUCCAUUUGGCAAACCACAAAUCCUAACAGGACAUAUCAAACAGAGGUUACAAGGUAAAAUGCAUGGCUGCUGCAGACAUCCAAAAACCACAUUUAUCAGGGGCUCGGUAAGUCUUGGGGAGCCAUAAGUAGGGCACAGAAAUGUGUUCAACAGUUCUCUUCUCAGCUGCAGUUUUCAGGCAUGUGCCUAUGUGUAAUUAGAAUCUUGAAUUUGCCCCCAGGUAUAAUAUAUUGGUUACAGUUUUAAUUUUUAUGACACUGUCAUUCUAAAAAGUGCCCUCAGUUAUAGGCGCAUAAAUAUAGAUGAAUAUUCUUAGUCAGUAUACUGGCUAGAAGAGCAAUCAGUAUUUGUAAUGUGCAGCAAGUUAUGGGUUGUUGAAUGUUUGCCUUUCAUUGUGUUAAUCUUAAUACUGUUAGGAUUUACAUUAGAGGAAGGGGCCAGCAUCUGGGGGGAGGGGUUUGAAAUUCCUUAGGCUAUAAAACAUCUGAUCUGUCUAACUAUAAAAGGUGGGUGAUUGCUGUGAUGUCUAGCUGUCAUAUUAUCCACUUGAGGAUAUUAGAGCUGAUGAAUCUUUUAGUUGUUUAUAUUCUGUGAAGCAUAAAAUUUGAUGUCCAUGUCAUAAGAUCUCUUAAUACAUUUAAAACACUAACAAUCACAUCAAGAAAAGCACUGUAUUGUAACAGCCUAACGGUAGCUCUUUAUUCUAAGCACUUGGUGUUACAAGUCAAAAACUAUUUCUUUUGUUUUGUUCUAAAGUUUGUCUCUUAUUUAGGUUUUUGAAUUGUGGUUUUGAUGGAUUUUUUUUCUAACAAAGUCUUUGAGGAGUAUAAAAUAUAGAAUUCAAUUUGCAAAACCAGGUACGGAUUUUUUAUACAAUCUGGCACAUUACAUAUGUCAUAACUAUAGGGUAUAAAAAGUCACAGUGUUUAUUGGUGUUCACAUUUGUAACGUUAGGAGAAAGAUUUGCAUUGUCUUUAUUUUACACUUAUGUAAAUGAUCUAAACCCUGCACGUGUUCAUUCUUAAAAGCCUUAAGUCCUUCAAAUAUAUAUCGUGGAGUGUGUAGUCCAAAAGGCUGCCUGUAAACUGUGAGCUCUUUUGUAAGCUGGAAGAAUUUAUCUUGUUACUGUUACUUUUUCUAGGAACUUUUUAAUUCAGAGCUGCCAAAGCAUUACAAUAUGCAGUGCCUUAGUGUUGUAUUAGAAAUACCUUUAGCCUCUUACAUCAAUUUUAUAUGUUGUUUUAUUAAUUGGUUCCGUUUUUAAAAAAAAAUAUUUUCCCCCUCCACAAAGAAGCUCUUUGACUACUUGGUCUAAACUUGGUCAGUCCCAUUAUUACACAAUGAAAUGUCUAUACCAAAAUGAAAGGUUACAACUUCAUAGUUUUCUGUGAAAAAUGAAUUGUACUAAUAAUGCUGCCUUUUUAAAUUUCAUGACCAAAUACUUAACUAUUUGUGACUCUUCUGCACUCUAGCAUGAAAGUGCCUUUGGUUUGAAAUUCCAGCUUAGAAAAGUGCUGCCAUAAUAACGACUAUUUGUAGAGAGACCAAAAAUAUUAAAUGAUCACCAUAAUGCCUUUGGUUUAUUGGAAUACGUCAAAACUACAGGCCUCCAUUUACGAAAGAGCAUCAUUUAUGCUAAUGUCAUUUUGCAAAUCACCAGAUUGCAUAAUGCUGGAAAAUAAUCUAUAUGCCAUUUAACUGUUUGACAUAGGUUUGCAACAUUGUAACCCAGCGACUGAUUUGUUUAUAAUAUAAAAAUGAUCCGUGAUUCACCUUUUUCAUCUUUUCAUCCAGUCUUGCAUCUGAGUAAUGUGACGUCCAUAUAAACGACCGAAUUUCAGACAGUGGAUAAAUGUGACUUUAUUAUUCUAUUCUGAUAAAUAUUUCAGUGUCUGUGAAGGUUUCUUCUGUAUCCUAAUUUUGCACUUAUUUUGUUUACAAAGUCAAGUGUUCUGAAAGUCAGAUGCAUAAAAUUUGAGAUGAAAGUACAGAAGAAAAAUUAAUUGAAGUAAAUGUAAUUUGACGUGCUUAUUAGCAUCAAAAUGUUAAACAUGAGCACUGUUAGAUGAAGGUGCUGUAUGGAAAACUGUGUGCAGCACCAUUCCAAACUCUGUUUUUUUUCCAAGCUCUGUCUCAGUGCAGGAAAGGCAGCUCCUUUAAAUAAUGUGUCUGCUUUUGACACAUUCUGUGAAUUGGGGCCAUAGUGUACACUAGAAGUGAAAUUGACAGGAAGAGGAGCAAGA
Chelonoidis abingdonii (Abingdon island giant tortoise) is the source of this 5234-nucleotide messenger RNA. RefSeq names its product TEA domain transcription factor 1 (gene TEAD1). The record is from RefSeq and is a predicted model, not a curated record. Gene Ontology annotation, cellular component: transcription regulator complex. Gene Ontology annotation, biological process: hippo signaling; embryonic organ development; regulation of transcription by RNA polymerase II. Gene Ontology annotation, molecular function: DNA-binding transcription factor activity, RNA polymerase II-specific; RNA polymerase II cis-regulatory region sequence-specific DNA binding. NCBI's taxonomy places the organism in Eukaryota, Metazoa, Chordata, Testudines, Testudinidae.